Molecule: messenger RNA, 591 nt
Organism: Eruca vesicaria subsp. sativa (arugula)
Lineage: Eukaryota; Viridiplantae; Streptophyta; Magnoliopsida; Brassicales; Brassicaceae
Source: the annotation of a GenBank genome assembly
CACGGGGUAACAACAUUUCAUUCAUAACUUGUUUCUCCAUAUAAUUUAAGAUUAUACACGGUUGAAGAAAAUGACGUCCAAGUCUUUGAUUGUGUUGGGUCUCUUUGCACUUCUUUUCGUCGUCUCAGCCGUUGUCGCGGCAUCUGAAAGGCAGCCAGGUGUGGUGAAGUCAGAGAGUGAGAAAACUGAGGGAACAGAACAAUUUGGUGGUGGUGGCCAUAAAGGCUACAACAUAAAAGGAUUCAGCGGAGGGGACCCCUACGAAGGAGGUAACUGCCGCCACGGCUGCUGCCAACUAGCUUACAGUGGCUGCUCAGAAUGUUGCUCUUAUGCGGGAGAAGCUGUUCAGACAAAGCCCGGCAACUAAAAUUCAAUAACGACCAUAUAUACACUUAUGUGUGUUUAUGAGCCUACGUACGUUUGUAAUGAUGUAAUAAGUGCCUCAAGUGUAGCAAAGGGGCAUGAUAGAUUAUGCAAUGUCUCUGUGUUUGGUGUUGUAUUAAUCUUGGUUGUUUCCUAAUAAAAGUAGUUUGAAGUUUAGUUUCUCUUUCAGUUUUCUGUAUUGGUGGCAUUUCAAAUAAAUAUUCGUAC